Dufourea novaeangliae is the source of this 1557-nucleotide messenger RNA. RefSeq lists its product as uncharacterized. The transcript is spliced from 10 exons. Lineage: Eukaryota; Metazoa; Arthropoda; Insecta; Hymenoptera; Halictidae. Gene Ontology annotation, biological process: positive regulation of voltage-gated potassium channel activity; sleep; regulation of synaptic transmission, cholinergic. The record is from RefSeq and is a predicted model, not a curated record. The coding region runs from base 1 to 1557 and encodes 518 amino acids.
AUGUAUCAAACGAAGGUUUUUUGGUUAUUAUUCAUUAUUCCAUGGGUCGGGGCAGAUAAUAUCGUUUCGAUCGACAGUUCCGUAGCGCCUACUAAAUAUUGUAGAGAUAAAGAAAGAUUAGUAACGUCUGAAGAAAUUGAUGAAUAUUUACUCAUUAGCUCCGAGAUUGAUACGAUCGUUAUAAUGGAAUGUCGUUUUUGUAAUGAUAAAGAGGAGAAACAGACAAUGAUUUGGUACUAUCAAGAUCGGUAUAGAGAAAAUUCUGAGAAAGUGGUUCAAUUGGGAAUGGACAAUAAUAUCUCGUAUAACAGAAUCUAUACGACUCCCGCUCUUUCCUUGGUAAUUAAGCAUCUUGACGUCACAGACGCUGGUAUUUAUCUAUGCCACGGACUGGAAGGACAGGAAACUGAAAACAAAUUCAACUACAGAAUCGAACCCGUUUUUAAGGAUCAUAGCGUCGUACACACGGAACGAGGGAACAUAACUGAAUGGGAAAGAUAUCGGGAAAUAUAUCUGGGAACGAUUACCACUCGAUUUGCCGUGUCUCAAAUGUCGGAAUUGGCUGACAUCCGAGACGUUGGAAUAACGCUACAUGUAAUUUCUGAAUGGGCGUCUUGGAGCCUUUGCGAGCGUUGUAUAGGUAACCGGGGCUACAAGACGAGCGUAGGAAAGUGCCGACUAAAACGUUUGAUAAAUGCGACGAUUGCAAACAAUAGCGAUUCAUCGAUAGUGAAGUUCUUUCGAAGAUCUCCUUUAUUGCCUUGCAAGUCUAUUCUUCUCGAACACGAAUUUCCUGGUGUCAGUACAGCGGUGAAACAUUUACCGGACUUCAUCUUGGAGGAGCGAUGUAAAAAAUGUGUAGGCAGAAAGAAAAAGACUAGAAAGUACAGAUACGUCAAGCGAUUCGUGCUUACGGAAGGAGCUUACCUCACCGUCGUCUGUCCAGAAUCGAGCUUGGAAACGCAAGUAUCAUGGAAAAAGGAUUCAAUUACGCUGGAGAAGGGUGUCCGUCGAUCAUUUCGCAAGUUGGACCCAACCGCUCGAGUGGUGGUAGACGCUUUCGGGACGCUUUAUCUGAUAGACGUGUCCAUUCACGAGGGAGGGAACUACACGUGCUCCAUCAAUAAUGUUAACGUGAUGCAACUGAAAGUUAUCAUUGUUCCUAAAAGUAGACUCCUGACGCGAGGUCUUCUCCGUAGAUGCGUGAAUUGUAGAUCGAGAGGUGAUUUAGGAUCGUGCAAGGAUCCUUUCACUAUGAACUCGACGGAGAUCGAAAUGGAAAGAGGUGUGGAUGCUGUCCCCUGUGCGUCAGGAUGGUGCGGAAAAAUCAUCGAGAGGCAUGGUUUGAACAAUGAAUAUGGCACUGCCACGCAGAGGCUUUGUUUUCAACGGGGCCCCGAUGACGGCGAGGAAAGGUGUGCUUACACCGUGUGGAAUUACAAGAAAGUGUACAUGUGCCUUUGCCAUGGCGACUUGUGCAACGGAACAACAAAACUGAGCAUCACCAACGGAUUAAUUUUCACGACGUUUUGUGUUCUACUUCGAUGGUUCAUCUGA